AUGUCUCUGCGAACAGCUAGAUCUUUAACAAUAGUAAUAAAACUUGGUACUUCGUCAAUAUGUGACGAGACAACGCAUUUGCCAUUAUUAUCGAAUUUAUCGUUAGUAGUUGAAACAAUAGUGAAAUUACGCUCCUUAGGACAUAAGGUAGUGUUGGUUUCAAGUGGUGCUAUUGGAGUUGGUUUAAGAAGAUUAGAAAUGGAUAAAAAACCAAAAAAAUUAUCCGCCGUCCAGGCUGUUGCAGCAGUUGGACAAGGAAGAUUGAUGAGAAUGUACGAUGAUCUAUUCAGCCAAUUAAAUCAACCAAUUGCGCAAAUUCUUUUAACUAGACAUGAUCUUGCUGAGAGAACGCAAUAUUUGAAUGCGGUGAACACAUUUGUUGAAUUAUUGAAUAUGAAAGUUGUUCCUAUCGUAAAUGAAAAUGAUACUAUAUCUGUUAGUGAAAUAAAAUUUGGAGAUAAUGAUACAUUAUCAGCUAUUACAGCAAGAAUGGUUAACGCUGACUAUUUGUUUUUGAUGACGGAUGUUGAUUGUUUGUACACUGAUAAUCCAAGGAUAAAUUCAAAUGCAAUACCAAUUAAAAUUGUUGAAGAUAUUGGAACACUAAAAGAUUCAUUGGGUACAGGUGGGAUGGUUACUAAACUUAUAGCAGCAGAUUUAGCAACAGCAGCAGGUGUGACCACAAUAAUAUCUAAAGGUUCAAACCCUAAAAAUAUUAUCAAAAUAAUAAAUAACCUAACACAAAAAGAUUCAGAUGUUGAGAGCAAUGUAGCUGUGGUGGAAGACGUUCCCUUGUAUACUAGAUUUUUAGCAAAAGAAGAUCCAAUUAAAGGUCAUAAAUGGUGGAUAUUGCAUGGAUUACACACAGCUGGUAAAGUUUAUAUCGACAAAGGAGCAGCAACAGCCAUUUCAAAGAAAGGACAAAAAUGUAGUUUGUUUUCUGCAGGAAUUGUAAAAGUUCAGGGUAACUUUAGUUCGAAUCAAGCAGUUCAUAUAGUUUAUGAGAAUCGGCCAAUAAAAGUUGGUGAACAACAACAAGUAGAUGAUGUAAAAGAUGAAAAAGAAAAUCAUAAUGUGAUUAAUAUUGGUAAAGGUUUGGUGAAUUAUAAUUCCAUGGAAAUUUCUAGAAUCAAAGGUUGCAAAAGUUCUGAAAUAGCAGAGAAAUUGGGUUAUACUGAUUCAGAAUUAAAUUAA
This is a messenger RNA of Entrophospora sp. SA101, 1194 nucleotides long. Lineage: Eukaryota; Fungi; Glomeromycota; Glomeromycetes; Entrophosporales; Entrophosporaceae. The record is from the annotation of a GenBank genome assembly.